Arabidopsis thaliana (thale cress) is the source of this 724-nucleotide messenger RNA. RefSeq names its product Thioredoxin superfamily protein. The record is from RefSeq and is marked reviewed. Lineage: Eukaryota; Viridiplantae; Streptophyta; Magnoliopsida; Brassicales; Brassicaceae. The transcript has 3 exons. Bases 1 to 483 code for a protein of 160 amino acids. Gene Ontology annotation, biological process: cell redox homeostasis.
AUGAGUGGUACUGUGAAGGAUAUCGUUUCAAAGGAGGAGCUUGAUAACUUGCGCCACAGCGGAGCACCACUCGUGCUUCACUUCUGGGCUUCUUGGUGUGACGCUUCGAAGCAGAUGGAUCAAGUUUUCUCUCAUCUCGCUACUGAUUUCCCUCGUGCUCACUUCUUUAGGGUAGAAGCUGAGGAACAUCCUGAGAUAUCUGAGGCUUAUUCUGUUGCUCUUGUGCCGUAUUUCGUCUUCUUCAAGGAUGGCAAAACUGUGGAUACACUUGAAGGGGCAGAUCCAUCAAGUUUAGCUAAUAAAGUUGGCAAAGUUGCUGGUUCUAUUACUCCUGCAAGCUUAGGGUUGGCUGCAGGGCCAACGAUUCUUGAAACUGUUAAGAAGAAUGCGAAAGCUUCUGGACAAGACCGAGCUCAGCCUGUAUCUACCGCUGAUGCUCUCAAGAAUCGUUUGGAAAAACUCACCCUGUUAUGUUAUUCAUGAAUGGUACUCCUGAAGAGCCUCGAUUUUUAAUAUCUAUUGAGUACUUUCUUUAUAGUUGGAAUUCUUGUGGAUAUAUAUCAGGUAGCUACUUGGAGCAAACAUGUUGCUAAAGUUGACCUGCUACUGUUGUUUGAAGAACACGUGCUAUGUCUUGUCGUUGAAGGAAUUAUGUUCAUAUGGGAAGAACAUAAGCCUACUGGAAAGUUUACCCCUAGCUCUAUUGUUAACCCAGAUACUUGAG